CGGAUUCUCCUUUGGUCUCGGUGAUGUCCCACCUGCUCUCCUUCCUGGAGCAUUACUCCCAGAUGCAGCGGCUGCAGGAGAAGGCAGGCGAGUACCGCUCCCGGCUGCGCAAAGAGGAGAGCCGGCGGCGCAAGCAGCUCCGGAGCCUGAAGAGAGCCUGCAGGCAGCGCAUGCAGGACAAGCUCAGCCUCAUCGAGAGCCUGGAGCGCAUCAUCGCGGAGCAGCAGAGCCUCCUGGAGAAGGUGCACGCAGGUGUGACACUGCCCUCACCUUGCUUGCUCUACCCAAUGGCUCCGGCUAGUGUCCAUCAGCUGGUGGAGUCCAUCCAUGCACUCCAAGGAGAGAGGAGUCGGCUCACGGAGGAAGUGGCCAGGCUCAGGCAGAAGGCGGAAGACCGGGAGAAGGAGACCGAGAACCUGGCCGGUACCUUCUGCCAACAGAUCCAACGCCUGAAGCAACAGAUUCAAGAGCGAGAGGAGGAACUGGCGCGGCUCCGCAUGGGAACGGGGAUCACCGACUCGGAGAAGCGGAUCUACAACCUGACGGUGGAGAACGAGGGGCUGAAGCAGAGCCUGGGCCUCACCCAGGGACUCUUGGAGCAGCUGGCCACCACCUCGGCUCAGCCCCCACCCCACCUCCUCAAGGAGAAUGAGGACCUGCGGGGCAAAGUCCAGUGCCUGGAAGCCACUUUGCAGCAGAAGGUGGAGGAGGCGGUGGGGCUGGAGGCCCAGAUGGACCGUCUCCAGUGGCGCAAAGAGGAGGAAGUGCGCCGCCUGGACGAGCAGCUGCGUGACCUCCAGCUCUCCUUGGAAGCCCAAAAGAGCCGCCCACCUGAGAUCCAGUACGUCACCCAGACGGUGGAGGUGGACUCCCCGCGCAGCCUGCAAGCCGUGGCCGAAGCCGAGGAGCGCAACCGGACCUUGACCAAGCAGCUCUCGUGCCAAACCCAGCGCUGCCAGCGGAUGACCCAACAGCUCCACUCCUCCGAAGAGGUGGCCCGAGGACUGCGGAACAAGAUCUCCGCUUAUGAGUCUGAAAUCGCAGGGUUGCGGCAAGAACUGCUCUGCGAGAUCAACCAGUUGGAGGCCAGAAAGGAAGAGGCCGUCCGGGAGGCCUCCCAGUGCUCCCAGCAACACUUGCAGCACCUGCGCCAGCAGCUGGCAGGCGUGCAACAGCGUCUAGACUCCCUCCAGCCGCUCCUCCGGGGCAUGAAAACCGACUACGGCAGCCUGCGUGGACAAGUGCGCAACUUUGCCGACUGCUACGAAGCCGCCCUCAAUGAGGCUCGGAGGCAGAUGAGUUCGGCCAUCAACGAAGUGUCCAACGCCAACCAUUCGCUGCGGGAGCGCUACCAGCGAGAGGUGCAGCUGCGCAAGAAAUACCAGGACCAGCUCUUGGAGCUGAAAGGAAACAUCCGCGUUUUGUGCCGCCUGAAGCCGCUGACCAAAGGCGAGGAGCAGGAGGGCGAAGGAGGGGCCAAAGUGGAGGCUGACCCCCUGGACGAGUCCUGCGUGACGGCCUACUACAAGGGCAAGGAGCACAGCUUCCGGCUGGACAAGGUCUUCUUGCCACAGGCAACCCAGGAGGAGGUCUUCCUGGAGAUUGAGCCCUUGAUCAUGUCCUGCCUCAAUGGCUACAACGUUUGCAUCUUCGCCUAUGGCCAGACUGGCUCGGGAAAGACCUACACCAUGGAGGGUGUCCCAGAGAACCCCGGGAUCAACCAGCGCGCCUUGCAGGCUCUCUACCGGGAGAUGGAAGCCAAGGGAGAGGCCUGGAAGUACAGCGUCAGCCUCUGCAUGGUGGAGAUCUACAACGAAGGGAUCAGGGACCUCCUGACCAAGGAUUCUCCAGAGAAACUGGACGUCAAACUGAACCCGGACGGGAGCGGCCAGGUGCAUGUUCCGGGACUGACCAGCCUGGAAGUGAAGAGCCUCCGGGAGAUCAAGAAGAUCCUUUCGCUGGGCAAGCGCAACCGGGCCACCUCUUGCACCCACAUGAACGAGCGCAGCUCUCGUUCGCACGCCCUGCUCACCGUCACCAUCGUGGGCACUGAGGUGGCCAGCGGCACCAAGCUCACAGGAAAGCUGAACCUGGUGGACCUGGCCGGUUCAGAGCGGGUCUGGAAGUCCGGGGCGCAAGGCGAGCGUCUGAAGGAGGCCCAGAACAUCAACCGGUCCCUGCUGGCCUUGGGAGAGGUCAUCCAGGCCCUUCGCGCCAAGCAGGCCCACGUCCCCUUCCGCAACUCCAAGCUCACCUACCUGCUGCAGGACUCCCUGGGGAAGGGCAGCAAGACCAUCAUGAUGGUGCAGAUCUCUCCCUUGGAGAAGAACGUCGGUGAGUCCGUCUGCUCCCUCAAGUUCGCCCAACGCGUCUGCAAAGUGGAGCUGGGCCCAGCCUCCCGACGUGUGGACUCCUCUUCCUCCGCGCAACACAACAGCUGAGCUCUUCCUCAAAGGAAACCCUGCUUUUGCAUCGCCAGGAAUGAGUUGGGAGCAAGAGUGCAAGAGCAUUUUGCUCGGGCCUUCCUCAUUCGCCUCCUCUCCAAAUAGGCUGGUCCUCAAGACAUCCUCUCUGCCCUUUCUGGAAGAAGAUUGCCAUGCAUUUGCCCUC
Anolis sagrei ordinatus is the source of this 2610-nucleotide messenger RNA. The record is from RefSeq and is a predicted model, not a curated record. Lineage: Eukaryota; Metazoa; Chordata; Lepidosauria; Squamata; Anolidae.